Molecule: messenger RNA, 5486 nt
Organism: Apus apus (common swift)
Lineage: Eukaryota; Metazoa; Chordata; Aves; Apodiformes; Apodidae
Gene: YTHDC2
Product: YTH N6-methyladenosine RNA binding protein C2
Exons: 30
Coding region: 115-4416 (1433 amino acids)
Cellular component (GO): intracellular anatomical structure
Molecular function (GO): protein binding; RNA binding; ATP binding
Source: RefSeq, a predicted model, not a curated record
GCGCGCGGGCCGCUCGGCGCUGCGGGACGUGUCUCCGCCCGCAGCGGUUGGCGGCGGCCGCUGCCCUCUCUGCCGUGCCGUGCCGUGCCGUGCCGUGCGGCCCCGCCGCGAACCAUGUCGUGGCCCGGCGGCGUCUCCCCGCGGCAGCCCGGCGGGGGCUCGGGUGCCCCUGGCACGGCCGGCUCCGGCGGCCCCGCGGCGGGCCGCGGCCGAGGCAAGGGGCUGAAGGAUAUCCGCGUCGACGAGGAGGUGGAGAUCGCGGUGAACCUCGCCCUGGAGCGGUUUCAGUACGGAGAGGAGAAAGAAAUGGAGUUUCCUUCUUCUUUCACUAGUACCGAAAGAGCAUUUGUUCACCGGCUGUGUCAGUCUCUGGGACUGAUAUCGAAAAGCAAAGGAAAAGGGGCGAAUCGAUACCUGACUGUAAGGAAGAAAGAUGGAUCAGAACUGACACAUGCAGUUAUGACUUGUUGCUUGGCUCCCAGCACAAAACAUGCGAUCCGGAGUUUAAUUCAGAGAUUUCCUGUCACCAGUAAAGAACGAACAGAACUUCUGCCGAAGACAGAGCGAGGAAAUGCUCGUGCUGUUGAAUCUGAAAACAGGGAAGUGAGCAAGACAAGCGGGCGACUUAACAAUGGUAUCCCACAGGUCCCAGUGAAAAGAGGGGAGUCGGAGUUUGAUUGCUUCAGGCAGUCACUGCCAGUUUUUGAAAAACAGGAAGAAAUUAUCAAAAUCAUAAAGGACAAUAAAGUUGUUUUAAUUGUAGGAGAGACUGGAUCAGGAAAAACUACUCAGAUUCCUCAGUUCCUCCUUGACGACUGUUACAAAAAUGGAACGCCCUGUCGUAUAUUUUGCACUCAGCCGAGACGUUUGGCAGCUGUUGCUGUGGCUGAAAGAGUGGCAGCAGAAAGGAGAGAAAAGAUUGGCCAGACAGUUGGCUAUCAAAUCCGACUAGAAAGCAGGGUUUCUCCAAAGACGCUCUUGACGUUUUGCACUAAUGGCAUCCUGCUUCGCACGCUAAUGGCAGGAGACAGCACCCUAUCAACUGUGACACAUGUUAUAGUGGACGAAGUACAUGAGAGGGAUAGGUUCAGUGACUUCCUGUUAAUAAAACUGAGAGAUGUGUUGCAAAAACAGACUAACUUAAAAUUAAUUAUUUCUAGUGCUGCUCUAGAUGCAAAUCUCUUUAUUAGGUAUUUUGGAAGUUGCCCAGUAAUACACAUACAAGGAAGACCUUUUGAAGUUAAAGAGUUGUUUCUGGAGGACAUUUUACGAAGCACUGGGUAUACAAACAAAGAGAUGGUAAAGUACAAAAAGGAGAAGCAGCGAGAAGAAAAACAGCAAAGCACUCUUACCGAAUGGUGUUCUGCUCAAGAAAGUAGUAGCAAACUGGAAUCUCAGAGGCAAAGAUCUGUCCCAAGUGCACCUGAAGACUAUAAUCUGUUGGAUGAUAGUGGUGACACAGUAUUUAAUCAACUGACUGAAAAAGAUUCAAAUUGCCUUGAGCCAUGGCUAAUAAAAGAAAUGGAUUCUUGUCUUUCUGACAUCUGGUUGCAUAAAGAUGUUGAUUCGUUUGCUCAAGUGUUCCAUCUCAUUUUAACUGAAAAUGUUAGUGUUGAUUAUAGGCACAGUGAAACCAGCGCGACUGCACUCAUGAUUGCUUCAGGGAGAGGCUUUCUGAGCCAAGUAGAACAGCUGAUCAGUAUGGGAGCAAAUAUCCACUGCAAGUCAUCCAAUGGCUGGAUGGCUUUGGACUGGGCAAAGCGCUUUGGACAGACAGAGGUUGUUGACCUCUUGGAGUCCUACAGUACUUCAGUGGAAUUUGGAAAUCUGGAUGAAAAUUCUCUAGUCCAAACAAGUGGUAGUGACCUUAGUGCAGAAGACAGAGAACUGUUGAAAGCUUAUCAUCACAGUUUCGACAGUGAAAAAGUGGAUCUGGACCUGAUUAUGCAUUUACUUUAUAACAUCUGUCAUAGUUAUGAUGCUGGAGCGAUUUUAAUUUUUCUUCCUGGAUAUGAUGAGAUAGUUAGCCUGAGGGACCGGAUCCUGUUUGAUGACAAGAGAUUUGCUGAUAAUGCGCACAGAUACCAAGUUUUCAUGCUUCAUUCAAAUAUGCAGACUUUGGAUCAGAAGAAGGUGCUUAAAAGUCCACCUUUUGGCGUCCGCAAAAUAAUUCUUUCUACUAAUAUUGCAGAAACCAGCGUAACAAUCAAUGAUGUUGUGUAUGUUAUUGACUCAGGCAAAAUGAAGGAGAAGUCGUUUGAUGCAUUGUGUUGUGUCACAAUGCUAAAAAUGGUGUGGAUUUCAAAAGCCAGUGCUAUCCAGAGAAAAGGCAGAGCUGGACGCUGUCAGCCUGGAGUCUGUUUUCGUCUCUUCAGCAGGCUCCGAUUUCAGAAUAUGCUGGAAUUUCAGACUCCAGAACUUCUCAGAAUGCCGCUUCAGGAUCUUUGUUUACACACAAAACUUCUGGCUCCAGUUAAUUGUCCGAUUGUUGACUUUCUUAUGAAAGCACCUGAUCCUCCACCAGCUUUAAUUGUGAGAAAUGCUGUGCAGAUGCUUAAGACAGUAGAUGCCAUGGACCCUUGGGAAGAUCUCACUGAACUUGGUUACCAUCUCACUGAGUUACCAGUAGAGCCACACCUUGGUAAAAUGGUGUUGUGUGCUGUUGUUUUGAAGUGCCUGGAUCCUAUUCUCACUAUUGCUUGCACUCUUGCAUAUAGAGACCCUUUUGUCCUUCCUACACUUGCCUCUCAAAAGCGUGCAGCCAUGCUGUGUCGAAAACGUUUUACUGCAGGAACAUCUAGUGACCAUAUGGCACUUCUCAGGGCUUUCCAGGCAUGGCAGAAGGCACGCAGUGAUGGCUGGGAGAGAGCCUUCUGUGAAAAGAACUUUCUGUCUCAAGCCACGAUGGAAAUAAUCGUAGGAAUGAGAACACAGUUGCUUGGUCAGCUUAGAGCCUCAGGUUUUGUUAGAGCCAGAGGAGGAGCCGAUAUUAGAGAUGUUAAUACUAACUCUGAAAACUGGGCUGUAGUUAAAGCUGCCUUAGUGGCUGGUAUGUACCCCAACCUGGUGCAUGUAGACAGGGAAAAUUUGGUCUUGACUGGACCAAAGGAGAAGAAAGUGCGAUUUCAUCCUACCUCUGUUCUUAGUCAACCUCAGUAUAAAAAGAUUCCACCAGCAAAUGGGCAAGCUGCAGCAGUUCAGGCACUCCUCACAGACUGGCUUAUAUAUGAUGAAAUGACGAGAGCUCACAGGAUAGCAAAUAUCAGGUGCUGUACCGUGGUAACACCUGUCACUGUGUCACUCUUCUGUGGACCAGCAAGAUUACCAAGUAACGCUUUGCAGGAGCCUUCAUCCUUUGGAGGGUAUGGGUUAUCUAAUGAUAACAGUGAUAGUGAGAUGGAGGACACCACGGCUGCUAACUUGGCCCUACUGAAGUUGGAUGAGUGGCUCCAUCUCAAACUGGACCCUGAAGCUGCUGGUUUGCUGUUGCAACUCAGGCAGAAGUGGCACAGCUUAUUUCUGCGUCGUAUGCGAGCUCCUUCUAAACCAUGGUCUCAAGUUGAUGAAACAACUGUAAGAGCAAUUGUAGCUGUUUUAAGUGCUGAAGAGCAGUCUGCAGGUUUGCAGCAGCCUUCAGGAAUUGGUCAGAGACCAAGACCUAUGGCUUCUGAAGAACUUCCUUCAGUAUCUACGUGGAGGUCAACCAACAGUAGGAAAAGCACAGCAGAAACAGACUUCUCUGACUCCUCUAAUGUUGAAAAAGUUUUAAUGAAAUCUACACCUCCUGCACUUCAUCAGCCAAAGACGUACAAGGAUAAAAACACUUCACACUCCAAACGAACUUCAGAUGACAAAUCAGAUCAAUCAUCAGUGAAGUCUACAGACAGCAGUAGUUAUCCUAGCCCCUGUGCCAGUCCAUCUUCUCCAAUAUCUGGAAAGGGUUCUAAAUCUCCUUCACCAAGACCAAAUGUGCCAGUUCGGUACUUCAUCAUGAAAAGUUGCAACUUGCAAAACAUUGAUAUAUCUCAGCAGAAGGGGAUAUGGUCUACUACGCCAAGUAAUGAACGAAAACUCAAUAGAGCCUUUUGGGAGAGCAACAUGGUUUACUUAAUAUUUUCUGUUCAAGGAUCUGGACACUUUCAGGGUUUUGCUAGAAUGGCUUCAGAGAUAGGGUGUGAGAAAAGUCAAGACUGGGGAUCUGCUGGUUUCGGAGGUGUGUUUAAGGUGGAGUGGAUUCAAAAAGAAAGCAUUCCUUUUCAGUUUGCACACAAUUUGCUGAACCCUUGGAAUGACAAUAAGAAAGUACAGAUAAGCAGAGAUGGCCAGGAGCUGGAACCACAAGUUGGAGAGCAGUUGUUGCAGCUUUGGGACCGUAUUUCUUUGGCAGGAAAGACCUCACCUGAACAAGUCAAGUAAUGUAAUAGAGCUGUGGCUGUUGAAAUGUCAGCUAUAACCACUAGAAACCAGCAGUGUGCCUACAAUACAAAGAUGAGAAAGAAGAUGAUGCAAUAAGCUCCUGGAGUUGUAGUCCUGCUGUGCAGCUGGCAAGGGAAAAAUAAGAGGGGAUUAUGUUGAUUUCAGUAUUUCCUUGUCUUAACAAACGUCACAGCGUUGCUCACCAGCCGGUUUCUGGCUGAAUUAUUUUUCUACAGUGGUGUGCAGCUGAUAUUUUAAAACAUGGUUAAGUUGAAAAAUAAGUUUGAAAAUGGACCACAUGUAAGUUGUUUGUGGGUUUAAAAUAGCAGAAUAGACAGUUAAAAUACUCAUUUUACCUUUAAAGCUUUCACAUGUUAGUUGUUUGUGCGUUUAAAACAGCAAACUAGACAGUUAAAACAUUCAUUUUACGUUUAAAACUUUCUCAACGCAGUAAAAUGUCUGGGAGAGACCAGUGUGAUACUAAUUAAUCAAUUUUGCAGUUUGCAUAAAAUAAAUUGGGAAUAGGUGUCUCCAAACCUACUGGAAGAUUUUGUAAGCAUUUUUCGAGUUUUUAUGCGUGUGGUGUGAGAGAGCAGGAUGUAUGCAUACAAACAACUGGGCAGCUGGACAAUGUAAAAUUUUAAUUGAAAUAUGUAAGUCAAAGGAGCAUGACUUUUGAGAGUGGGUUGGUUCAGUAGUGUUUCCAGUUUCAGUUAUUUUUCACCUGUAAAAGGUCCUCACACGUUGGCGAGCUGAAGCAGUCUUUCAGGAGCCUGCUGCCAAGAGGUGUUCUGACUUGGGCAUUAUUGGAAGAUUUUUAAUUAUUUAAGAAAAAGAAAAAAUUUUAAAAAUUGCCAGUACAACGUUUUUUGUCUUUCAAUGUAGUCUUCACACUCUCAUUCUGUACCUCUUCUUUCAGUUUCUUUGUUCUUCUUUACUAUUGUUCUGUUUUACUGUGCUUCUCCUUAGCCGUUAAUGUACUGUAUAAUAAGUCUGGUAUAAAUUCCAUCUUCUCUCAGCACUGUUUGUGAUCAUUCUUAGAUUAAAACAAUAAAUUUUUUCCUUCUGGG